AGCUUCUUUUUUUUUCUUUUUUUUUUUUUUUUUUGGUAAGACCUUAGAACUUUUAUCCUUCUGAAUUUAUUCAGGAAGGCAUAGGCAUAUAAAUCUUUGCUCUGUGAAGACUUUGAAUUGUCUAUUAUGUGAUCAAAUUGUUUCUACUGUUUGUGGCUCUAAGUGGUGCAUAAGACGGAUGAAUUUUGAUCUUGUACAUUAAGUCAUAUCUGGUUAUAUGGACUGAAAGGUCUUGAGUGAAACAGAAAUACUAGGUUAUAGUAUAGUAUAGUAUAGUAUAGUAUAGUAUAGUAAAGUAUAGUGUAGUAUAGUAUAGAAUUCUACUCUGACAGCCUCAUAAUGAAGAAAAGAAUAUAUUAACAUAUCUGUAUUAGGGUACUAUGGAGCAAAGUAGACCAGCCUUUCUCUGUGCUUGAUUUUAACCAAUAAAGAAACAUGAAGUAUCUUAACCAUGGUUGCUUAUAGAAUAUAUUUAAGAAGUUUCUGAAAUCAAACUAAGAAGAAGUUUAAAAAUGACCAGAGUCCAGAGUUCAUUUCAAACCAGGAAAGAAGAGUAUGGUGUGGGAGGAGCAGACAGAGACCUGGACUAAUGGAUGAAUGUAAUCUUGUUUAAUUUUAGAAUAUGAAAAUGCUGGUAACUGUAAAACGUUAGUAGCAUAGCAAAUAAGACCACAACAGAACAGCUGGAAUGGGGGAAAGGAUAAAAGAAAGAAGGAGAAAAAAUGUUGUGACUGAAAACUCAAAUUGCUCACUAAUACCACUCCUAGCAUUAUUUUCACUACAAAACUCACUUGAAUGCCAUUAGAGCACAAGCAAGAAUGAGCUAUUACGGCAGCAGUUACCGGAUCGUGAAUGUGGACCCCAAGUACCCAGGCUGCCCCCCGGAACACAUGAUAGCUGAGAAGAGAAAAGCCAGAAGACGGCUGCUGCACAAAGAUGGGAGCUGUAAUGUCUACUUCAAGCAUAUUUUUGGAGAAUGGGGAAGCUAUGUGGUUGACAUUUUCACCACUCUCGUGGACACGAAAUGGCGACAUAUGUUCGUGAUAUUUUCUCUAUCUUACAUUCUCUCCUGGUUGAUCUUUGGCUCCAUCUUUUGGCUCAUAGCCUUUCAUCAUGGAGAUCUGUUAAAUGAUCCGGACAUCACGCCUUGUGUGGACAAUGUGCACUCUUUCACAGGGGCAUUUCUAUUCUCCCUGGAGACCCAGACAACCAUCGGUUAUGGCUACCGCUGUGUCACUGAAGAGUGCUGCGUGGCAGUGCUCAUGGUGAUUCUUCAGUCCAUCCUAAGUUGCAUCAUCAACACUUUCAUCAUUGGAGCAGCCUUGGCUAAAAUGGCAACAGCACGGAAGAGAGCCCAGACCAUUCGUUUCAGCUACUUUGCACUCAUAGGCAUGAGAGAUGGGAAGCUUUGCCUCAUGUGGCGUAUUGGUGACUUCCGACCCAACCAUGUGGUAGAAGGGACAGUUAGAGCUCAACUUCUGCGCUACACAGAAGACAGUGAGGGGCGAAUGACAAUGGCUUUUAAAGACCUCAAAUUAGUCAAUGACCAGAUCAUUUUGGUGACACCAGUAACUAUUGUUCAUGAAAUUGACCAUGAGAGCCCUCUGUAUGCCCUUGAUCGCAAAGCAGUGGCCAAAGAUAAUUUUGAGAUUUUGGUAACAUUUAUCUACACAGGUGAUUCCACUGGGACAUCUCACCAGUCUAGAAGUUCCUACGUUCCUAGGGAGAUUCUCUGGGGCCACAGGUUUAACGACGUCUUGGAAGUAAAGAGAAAGUAUUACAAAGUUAACUGCCUGCAGUUCGAGGGAAGCGUGGAAGUGUAUGCCCCUUUUUGUAGUGCCAAACAAUUAGACUGGAAAGACCAGCAGCUUCACAACAUGGAGAAAGCCUCGCCAGCCCGAGAAUCCUGCACGUCAGACACCAGUGGCAGGCGGAGGUCAUUCAGUGCAGUUGCCAUUGUCAGUGGCUGUGAAAACCCUGAGGAGAGUACCACUCCAGUCAGAGAUGUGUGUAAGGAUCCACCUUAUCAGAAAGCUUUUCUCACUUUAAACAGAAUUUCUAUGGAAUCCCAGAUGUAAUCCCACAUCAAAGAGGGCUAGCAUGUAGUUUCCCAUCUUAAUCAUCCAAUCAUCUUAAGGCGAGUAUUGAAAAUAUGCCUCUUAAAAUUAAUAGACCUGUUUUGGAUGGUGAUGGUAGUAAGUGGAAUAGGUUAAACUCGGUGAAAGGUAAUCUAAAUUUUCCAUUGUUUUGUAUUAUUAAAUUUUGUGCUACCAAAAUUUUGUGUUAGGAAUGCUAUUAAACUUCUUCUCCUAUUAGCUUACAUAUUGAUUUUUUGGAUAGAGAUGUGAUAUUCAGUAAUGAGGAGUAAAGUGCUGAAACUGAAAAAGUAGGAAGACUGGUAAAUUAGGAUGCAUGUAAGUCUUAAGAUCUAUAAAACUUGAAAAUAGGAAGUUAUUUCUUAUAAAAAGCAUCUAGCCAAAACACGCAAAGUAUACAUUCAGCAUUGGAACACUGAGACAUACAACUGUUAUAGCAGUUGGUUGUCUGAGUCACUAUAGCUGCUUCUUAAAGUUUCUUGCUAUUAACAAACAGAGGUAGUGGUUAUAAAGCUGUUAAUCCCUCCAGUUCACAGAAUUCUUCCACUGUCACUUGUUCUGGCAAUGACUCAUGAUUAAUCAGUGCUUGAAGCAUUUAUUUUUACUAAGCAUGGCAGAAGAAAAUUUAAUAUCAUUAUUUACUGCAGAAUUUUUCUCUUAUAUAUUGCCUUUGACUCCAACGAAUCUGGAACCAAAAUGAAGCCAUGACCUUCCUGGAUUUCCAUGCCAACAUCCCACCUCUUUCAGGACAUGGUGAAGGGAUGGGAUUGUAGAGAUGAGGUAAGGGCAUGGAGAGCAGCUGGAAACGUCUUCAUUCCAAUGAAGAAGAAAUAUUUUCUGGUUGUGUCCUGAAAGGUUGCAGUACUCUUUGCUAUAUAAGGGUUAAAACAGUCUACCUGAGAAUGACUGGAUAAAAGGAGGGUGUUAUUUAUGCUGAGAAGCAGUUCUUUAAGCCUCCUUUCUUUGUCAUUUUAUGUAGACAUAAAUGACUCAAACUUCAGAUUUUCAGAAACUCUUGAACUUGGAGCAGUCAUUUAAAUGUACUGUUUUGUGAAAUAUUAUACAAUUAAAGUGAUUAAAUAUUCAUGAAAUAAACCAUUUGAAUGUUAUGAGAGUGCUUAUAUUUUAGGGCAUGAGAUAAAUAUGUAUUCUGUAUUCCAGGUUACAAUCAUGUUCAGUUAUCAUGAAGCAUAAAUCCAACCAUAUAUGAGUGACUUCAGGCUUUAUCAAUUGAGUUAUUAGCUUGAUUUGGAAUAUUUGUGUGUUUUUCUGUUGUUGAGCUGCCAAUGUUUAUUCCAUCAUUUUUAUUUUUUGAAAAUUCUCUGCUUUUUUGAAAAGUCUCUCUGUCUAUGUACGUUUGUCUCCAUCUUUUUCUCUCUAUGUGUCUCUCUCUGUCUUUCUAAGCUGAGCAACACAAAUGAACUGAACCGAAUGAUAAUCCAAGAUUAUCAAGUAAAGUGAAAUAUAUACAGAUAUAAAUUGAUUUUUUAAUUUAUAGUUUCUGUUUUUCCUUUUGUUUAUUCCUCCUUUUUUUAUGUUUCUUUCUAUAUCUUACCUAAGAGCUAUGCUGUGACUUUUUAAAGAUCUUUAAGUCUCUCAUUUCUAUGUUUUAUGAAAAAAAUUGCUAAAAUCAUAGGUUGCAAAACUUUCCUGAACAUCAUUAUUAGAAUAUAACUAAUGCAAUUUUUUCUGUCUUGCCUCAGUAAUGUAAAUUCCAUUUUUUAAUUACACAUACAAUGUAGAUUUGGAUUUUGUAGCAGCGACCACUUGGUAAGAUUAGAGUGCUACAAUCUUCCACAUAGAAAACAAUCACCAGCACAAUAAUUAAAUAAGGAUUUAUCUCUCUUUUUAGUUUGUAUCACUCACAUCAGUUUCACUUUACCGUGCUUUGCCUCCUGGACUCUGUCCAGGCAACAUCAGGAUGUGGGCAUUGAUGUCCAGUUAAAUGCAUCCUAUAGAGCUAUGUGGGCCCACAAUUAGACUCCUGUAUAUGAAAUGGAAUAUAAAAUCAGCAUUCCUGUAAGUACUUAGCUUCAAAUUCUGUUGUAAAUUUAUAACAUACCUUGAAACCCCAGUGAGCUACUUAAUAAUAAAGAUUUUAAAAUAAUCUAAAAA
Messenger RNA from Cavia porcellus (domestic guinea pig), 4211 nucleotides. It is a transcript of the gene Kcnj16, whose product is annotated as potassium inwardly rectifying channel subfamily J member 16. The record is from RefSeq and is a predicted model, not a curated record. Gene Ontology annotation, cellular component: plasma membrane. Bases 819 to 2078 code for a protein of 419 amino acids. Gene Ontology annotation, molecular function: inward rectifier potassium channel activity. The transcript is spliced from 2 exons. NCBI's taxonomy places the organism in Eukaryota, Metazoa, Chordata, Mammalia, Rodentia, Caviidae. Gene Ontology annotation, biological process: regulation of monoatomic ion transmembrane transport; potassium ion import across plasma membrane.